AUGGCUGUUGAAGUGUCGAAAGCCGGCGGAAUUGGGUUCAUAGGCGCAGGAACAGAUGUCUCAGACCUAGAAUCCCACGUCCGCCACGCACAGGAACUACUCAAAAGCACCACGUUACAAACACGGAAUGGCACCUUACCAAUCGGUAUCGGAUUUAUCAACUGGGGAGCGAACCUCGAGAUGGCUAUCCCCAUUAUCGCCCGACACCGACCUGCAGCAGUUUGGUUCUUCGCUCCUUCCUCCAUAAUCUCACUCAUGCAGUGGACAGAAAAGAGUAGAACCGCUUCCCCAGAAACGAAGAUCUGGGUCCAAGUAGGCAGUGUGACAGAAGCUGUCGAAGUAGUCAAACAAGUGCAACCAGACGUCCUCGUUGUGCAAGGAACAGAUGCAGGAGGCCAUGGCUUAGUAAAAGGGGCAAGUAUCGUAACGCUGUUACCAGAAGUCAAGGACACAUUGGAAGAAUAUUUCCAGAAAAUUCAAACCCAGCCAAAACCCAUCCUUAUAGCCGCAGGAGGAAUUUCCGACUCCCGCACCUUCGCCGCCGCCCUGACCCUCGGCGCCUCAGGUUGCAUCUUAGGAACGCGUCUACUUGCCACGCCUGAAGCCAACAUAACCCAGGGCUAUCGCUCCGCCGUCCUACGCACCACCGACGGCGGCCAAAGCACUGUUCGCACCAAAGUUUACGACUCGCUACGUGGCACAAAUUGGGCUGAGACACACAAUGCGCGCGGGAUCAUUACGCAGAGCUAUGUGGAUGCAGUGGAGAAGGGGAUGAGUCAAGAGGAGAAUACAAGGCUGUACAAAGAGGAGAUGGAAAGGGGGGAUGAGGGGUGGAGGCAGGAUGGAGGGAGAAUGACGGCGUAUGCUGGGAGUGGGGUGGGGUUGGUUCGGAAGGUCAUGCCAGCUGGUGAUGUGAUUAGAGAGGUUAGAGAUGGGGUUGUGGGCGUGUUGGAGAGGGUGGAGAGGAGGGCGAGGAUAUAG
Alternaria arborescens is the source of this 981-nucleotide messenger RNA. RefSeq lists its product as hypothetical. The transcript has 2 exons. The coding region runs from base 1 to 981 and encodes 326 amino acids. The record is from RefSeq and is a predicted model, not a curated record. Lineage: Eukaryota; Fungi; Ascomycota; Dothideomycetes; Pleosporales; Pleosporaceae. Gene Ontology annotation, molecular function: nitronate monooxygenase activity.